AUAUAUAUGGCUAAGCUGUUCGGCCGACAGUGUCAUGUAACUCAGUCAACAAGGAACAACUACGAAACGAAAAGCUGAGUUUUUGGCUUCGAAAUCUCGCCAUGCGAUGACACUGAACCUCAAAAUCAUCUAAAUUUAUUUUUUAAAACUACAUCAGACCUCGACCAGCCAUGUAUUACUCAUCAGAAAGCUCCGAUGAGGGUAGUUCAAGUUGUGAUUUGACUUCCUUCACUUUGGACUUCUCGUAUUUGAUGCUUGAUAAUGAAACGAUUAGUGUCCACUUGAAAAACAGCAUCAGGGAGCAAGAGGAAUCAGCAUGUGUAAAAGUGAAUUGUGAAACGACGGUCGACGAGGGUGACAACGACAGACCGUCGAGUAGUGGUUACAGCGACAGCAAUUUUGUCACGAAGAUGUCUUCUUGUAAUGACUAUGAUGAUGACGAUGAAAGCGAACGUUACGAUCGAGUCACUAACAAACUCUAUCUCCACAACAACAUGCUGUUGACCGUGCCGUUCGAAAUUGUCAAGUUUUCCAAAUUGAAGAGCAUAGAUCUGUCCAAUAAUAGUCUUACACACAUAAAUGACUUUAUUUUACAACUCCCCGAACUACAGACUCUGUACCUUAAGAAUAACAGUUUGAGUAAUGAUGGGCUUCCUAAAGAUCUUCCAGUGUUGUCAAAAUUGAGGGAGUUGAAUAUCAGUGGUAAUAAUUUUACGCAUUUCCCCCAACUCUUGUACGAGAUGACCAACUUGCGGUAUCUGUAUCUCGGGAACAACCAAAUUACAGAAAUCCUCUCCGAUGUGAAAGCCAUGCAGGGGUUACAUGUACUACACCUUGGCGGUAACUUAUUAGAAAAUGUACCUGAUGAGCUUGGAGAGCUCCACCAACUUCAAGCUCUAAUUCUCUGUGAAAAUCGAUUGCGGAGUUUACCACGUUCCAUUGCAAGCCUCACACGCCUUCGAUCACUGCUGCUACAUAAUAACGACUUGUGUUGUCUUCCCGUUGGCAUAGUAAAGCUGAGAGGUCUAUUAGAGCUUAGCCUCCGUGACAAUCCCCUUGUUACAAGAUUUGUAAAUUCAUGUGCAAGAGAGCUGAUGUACAACCCACCAUCACUAUUGGAAUUAGCAGCCAGAGUAAUAAAGCUGAAGAAACUCCAUUACACAGAGGAAGAUCUUCCAAAGUCUCUCAUAACAUAUUUAAGCUCUGGUAACAGAUGUGUCAACCCUAAUUGUAAAGGUAUGUACUUCUCAUCAUGUGUCGAACAUAUCAAAUUUGUUGACUUCUGUGGGAUGUACCGUGUCCCUCUCAUGCAUUAUUUAUGUUCAUCGAGGUGUUCCUCUAAGACUCCCGCCUAUUACAGUGCUAAUAUUACUGAAUCCGAGAGUGAGGAGGAUGAGCCAUCAGCAAGGAUGAAAAAAGUUCUUCUUCCAGAUCUUCCAAGUUAUUGAAGUGCAUAGGGAAUACAUUAUAUGGCAUUUUGUUUUGUUUUGAAAGUUUUUCAUUGUAAUUGUGACAAAUCACUGCCAGUUAGCCUUGUACAUGUAAUGAAUUGUUUCAUUAAUGAAAAUAUCAAAGUUGCAUGUAGAGUAUUCUCAAGAUGACCUGAACAGCCACUUAAAACCACUUAAAAUAAGCUUCAUUUAAUCCAGGAGGGUUUUGAAUACUUUAAUCUGUAUCAUAAGUAUAACCUUAAUCUUUGAUACAACUUACUGGUAGAUAAAAUAGUAAACACCAUUGAUUAAGGCAUUUGUUGCAAAGUCAUUAUUCACUGCUUAGUCAUGUAAAAUCCACACAUUUUGAAGAGGAAUGUAUGAAUAAAAAAUGUGAAAUGUAGUAACCGUAUUUGCCAGCAUAUUAGAUGUAUUUUUAAACUAUUUUAAUUAUAUUUUAUCAAAAAACACUCCUGCAUAUAAUGCAUACCAAAAUUUUUCCACAAAAUAUCCUUGUAAAAUAGGGGUGCGUCUGAUAUGCCAGCAAUUAAGGUACUCUGUAUGCUGUGUUGUGAUGUAUAUUAUUUGAAAUUGAAUAAUUGGGCAUGUGAUUGUUUGUGAAUGUAUUUUAAGUUACGAGUGAAUCCAAAAUAGAUUUAUAUGUUUAUUUGUUGUUGUAUGUGUUGCAUGAAAUUCUCAUUUCUGUGCUUAUAUACAGGCAGUCCCCAGGUUACGACGGGGGUUCCGUUCUUGAGACGCGUCGUAAGCCGGAACAUCGUCAAAAAUCCUGAGAAAAUCUUCCUUUUAAUGCUUUGGGUGCAUUGAAAGCUAUGUAAACUGCAUUCUUAUUACAUUUUUCAUAAAAACCUUCAAAUAUUGAUUAUUUUGCAUUUUUGGUGUCAUAUUUCAUCUGCCAGAUCAGUGUUGUAGGUGUCGUAACCCUGGAAGUAAUUUCUGAUGAAUAUAAUUGAAAAGUGCCCUAAGCUCGGAAUGUCUUAAGCCGAACCCGUUGUAACCCAGGGACUGUCUGUACUUUAUACAGUUCAAUGCAAUACUUGUGGAAGUCUUUGUAAAAUUAUGGAAUUAACCUGAAGAAUUCUCGAUUUUCAUGAUGUCCAUCAAUUCUUUUUUUUUUUGUGUGUGUGUGUGUUCUUUGGUGCAGUUUACUUUGCUGUACUUAGUUGUCAAGUUAUCAUACUGUAUAUUACAGCAUAAAUGGAAAUGGGCAACUGCUUUUAUAAUUAAUUAGUCAUUUAUGAAAUUUCUUUUUAAAAUGCAAAUACCAUUCUUACAUAGAGUUGGUUUUACAAAGGUCAUUGUAGCAUAACCCCCUUAACAGUUUCAAACUAAUUUGUAAGUUGUACAUACACAGUAAGACCAUGCAAAAAUAUGCUGUAUUUUACCAAGAAACUUUUAGUUUAAAAUAUAACCGCAAUUUUUAUGGAUUGUAAAAAGUUGUUCAUCAUAAGUUGAUGUACUUUUAUUUUUAUCUAUAGAUUUGUGGCAUAUAAAUACUAGGCCAAAAAUAUAUAAGAUAGGUGUAUAGUUAAAAUUGUUAAUGCUAAUGUUAAAUUUAAUGUAUUACUGCCCUCUGAUGUUUUGUGAUAAGUAAGAUUUUUAAAAUAAUUUAUAUUUUACAUAGGUACACAAACUGUAACCUUUCAAAUAUGGAGUACCUUUCUGUGCAUGCACUGGACUGGCCUGUGUACUAACUAACAAGGGAGGUAACCCAUGAAGGUUGAGGAAUAGGAUAUACCCCAAUACACCAACUUUCCCCAUUGGACUUCUGGUUGAAAGAGAUACGCCACUGACAGAUAGUGGUUAGGCAGUGGAGGGUUUCCUCCAAUAUGAAAGGCUAGAGUUUGUAUACCUAGGAAAAUUACAGAUCACUUUUAAAAAUUUGGUAUUUGUUCCUAUGGGGGGACAUACUAUCACCUUCCAUAAAUGGAGAGAUACUAAUUAGGAGGGAGGUACUGCCAGAAAAGAGGGAGAGUGACCUAGUAGGUCUGAAUGGUGCCAUAAAAGAAUAAAAAAUAGUAAACUUCAGAGGUAUAUAGUAUACAACAAUUUGUGUGAAUUAAUGUGUUCUGCAUUAGAAAUUGUGAGCAAUUCACUCAGUUUUAAAAAUUACAGCCUUCCUUCAGAAAUUAAUUUAUAAAAAUGCAAAGUGAUGCCAGUACAAAAGUUAGUUAGGUCAUUCAUAGAUCUAUUGUUUAAAAGUUAAUGUAUAAAUGCAUUAACAUUGUAACCCAGAAGUAAUAGAUAUCACAAACAACUGGAUAAUCUGUUUUCAAACCUAAUGGGCUGGACUUGAAGUAAAAUUUCUGCAGAUGCUGAAAUACAUGUGGCAAAUUCUGUGAUAUUUUUCAGUAGUAUUUUUCAUUUGAAUUAUUUGUGUAAAUAUUUGGUUCAAAAAGUCCUCUCCAUUUAGAUAAAGUGUGAGGACAAGCAGUUUCUACUUUAGAUAAAGUGUGAGGACAAGCAGUUUCUACUUUGAAUAGUAACUUUUUUUUAGUAACUUUUUUUUUCUUAAAUUUUUUUUUAUUUUAAUUUAUGUAAAAUAUUCAUAAAUCAAUUACUUACCUUGAUGAUUAUUGUAAAUUCAAACUAACUAGGUUUUUGACAGAUUUAUUGAUCAUUUUAUUCCUAAAUGUUAUUCACUAUAUAAUUGUUGUAAGGCAUAUUUCUUGUAAAUAUUAGACCUGAUAUAUGCUGAAUAAUUUUGAUAGUCAUUACAAAUAAUUUGUCACUGAGAACAUACUCCAGUUACUCUCUGGCCUUUGGUUUUGUUACAGUUACUAGCUUUGGUAAACAGUGAGUACAAAGACAUAAUAGUACAAAAUUUACAAUGAAACUAGAGACUGAGACUAAUUUAAGUGCCUCCUCAUUUUUCUAGCAAAAUUUUAUGUUUGUUUCAAUAUCUGCUCAAAAGCAGUGUCUCGGCCAGCAUUGUUAAAUGCAUUAGACCAUUCUUCAAGGUCUUUUUUAUUCUUAAAAAAGGUAGGCAUACACAUGUGUAUUUUAUGCUUUUUAAAAUUGAAAAUGGCAUAUUCAUGUUUUGGGUGAUGCAAUGCCUGCAUUUAAAUUUCAGGCCUAAAGGAGUGGAAAACUGGUUUUCUUCAACCUACGAGAAGAUUUUUUUAUGUCUGUUUAUUGCAUCCUGAGUGAUGCACAAAUAUUUGAAAUAUCGGACUGAUAUUGCUUCUUAGUAAAGCAGUACAUUCUGAUUCCAGGAAAAAUACCACAAUCUUGCUUGCAGGAACUAACAGCAACUGCAUUUUUAAUUCAGGGUGAUCUAAUGUCAAGCCAUGAAGAUAUUCUUUCUGGCCUUAUUUUUAAAGCUUUGAUAUAUUUUCACAGACUGAUAUCGGGCACUUUGAUAUCAGGCACUUUGUGUUCAGUUUAGGGUAACAUGAUGUUCAGUAUCAAUCUGUACUAUUAAAUCUAUCCUGUUUGAAGAUAAAAGCAUGUGCAUUUUGUCUAUAGUUUUCUAAGUGAUGCUGUAGGAAUAAACUUACUAUUUUGUCUAAAUUAUAAAAAGUUUUUUGCAAAUGUGUUAGUUGUUCGCAAUAGAAAUGCAAACUAAAAUUACCAAUGUUCAUAAAGGUCCACAAUAAUACAAAUGUUAAAUUUUUUUGUAAAACUUCAUAAAAACUACAAUAGCUUUCGAACCCUUCUUUGGGUUCAUCUUCAGUUGAAAAAAAAAAAAAAAUUGAACCCAGAGAAGGGUUUAAAGCUACUGUAAAGUUUUAUUAAGUUUUGCACUAAAUUUGAAUCCCCCUCUGUGGCGUGGUUGGUAUGGUGUUGGCAUGCCACCUCAGUGGCCGCAAGUUCAAUUCUCUGGCACUCUGUUGAGGUGUGAGAGGUGUAUUUCUGGAGAUGGAAGUUCACUCUCAACAAAAACACCAUACAAACAAACAAACAAAACUAAUUUUUAAUGUUUAUAUUAUUGUGGACCUUUUGGAACAUUUUAUGAACUCUUGUGAUAGUGUUUUUCCAAACUAAAAUUACCAAUGAUAUAAGUUUGGUGGCUUUUUACCUGCCAGAGAUAGUAACUUUUCCUUUAGCAGGUAAAACAGAAUCCCCAUUAUUUAUUCUUGGUACAUUUUCUAUCGGAUCUAGUCAGAAAUUUGUAUUUGUACAAUGUGUAAUUUGUUUUUCGAAAGGGCAGUUUCUUGUUCCAGUAUGGUACGUACUAGUUAUGACUAUCAGUAAAUUGGCAGUUACUGUACUGGACUUCUUAAAUCUGCUGUAUUGACAAAAACUAAUGGGUUUUUCCCUAUGUAUUAUAUCAGACAAUUAUUAAUUGGUGGAUCAAAUCCCCAGCACCUUAUAAAUUGUAUACUUCAUACAUAUUCAUAUAUUAUACAAUAUGUAUAUUUUUCUUUACAUUAAUUUCAUCACAUGAUUGCUUCAUUAUUGCCAGUCAUCUAUUCAUUAAAAAAUAAUCAUAUAAAGUAGAUAUCUUAAAGAAAAACAUAAGGGACAAAAAGUGCCUUUAGAGCAAGCUUAUCUAAUUUUUGUAUUUUGUUUUGGUGAGAUUUUGUAUAAAAAAAUUACUCCAUUAGUCAUGCACGUUUUGUUUAUAAAAUGUUAGUAUACGAAAAAGUUCAUUAUACGUGUAAAUUUCAUUUGCAUAGCCAGAUUAUUUUAGUUACGUUUGGUUCCAUGUGGUUUUUAAAGUUAUUAGGAAAUUUUUUUAUAUAUCAGAUUUGUUUUAAAAAGCUGGUUUAGGUUUAUGAUAGAUUUAGUAGGAGGUAAUUGUUUUUUGCACGUUAAAAUUACUGGUUUUGAUAAAAUCUUGAAUAAUAUCAAAUUUUAUUAAAAGAAUUUUUUCUUAA
Macrobrachium nipponense is the source of this 6271-nucleotide messenger RNA. RefSeq names its product leucine-rich repeat-containing protein 58-like. Lineage: Eukaryota; Metazoa; Arthropoda; Malacostraca; Decapoda; Palaemonidae. Gene Ontology annotation, molecular function: protein binding. The record is from RefSeq and is a predicted model, not a curated record. The transcript has 4 exons. Bases 171 to 1448 code for a protein of 425 amino acids.